CCCAGAUUUUCACUUUCUCCCUGUCGCUGUGUCAAUGAAGAGAAGGAGCAGAGCAGAAGCAGAGCAGACUCAUUUGCCCGUACAUUCCGGACCGUUCGAAUGAAGAAGCUCGGACUCCAACCAUCCCGUAUCGCCGUCGCGCUUGCCUUCGUCGUGGUUGCUCUUACGUCUCCUUCACUGCGCUGGGCGGUCCAUGCCCUUGGCUCCGCUGCAACAGCCGCCGCUGUCUCCGGCACCGGCACUGUCUGCGGGAUCGUGGCCGGUCAGAGAACCCAGGGGAUCCAAUGCUUCCACAGCAACCGGACUUUAUGGGUCCGACCCAGCAACGCUUCAUUCGAGUCCGUUGCUGGUGGCGAUAACCUCUUCUGCGGGCUCCGGUCGGGCGGCUUCAGCCUCCUCUGCUGGGACACGCUCUCAGGGUUUCUACCCAGACGGCUCUAUUACAGCAAAACUGUCCGGCUGACUGCUCUGACGGUCGGAGAUGACCAGGUCUGUGCUGUGGAGGUCAACGCCGGCAUCGCCAGGUGCUGGAGGGGGCAGAGGGGCAAGUCUCUGUUCCCAGCGCCGGAGGCCGGGUGGAAGUUCCGCACGCUUACAUCCGGGAGCGGCUUCACCUGCGGGAUUCUCGAGAGCAACAGCAGAGUCUUAUGUUGGGGGAGGGACCCCAUCGGAGCCCUAAUCCAAUCCCAGUUUGGGAAUUCCUCAAUGUGGAGCCUCGUCGCGGGAGAAUCCCAUGCUUGCGGAAUUUCUGUUGCUGGAAUCUUGAUCUGUCAGGGAAACAACGAUCAUGGCCAACUGGACGUCCCCUUCAGCUCGGCAUUUGAGUUUUCUGAACUAGCCUUGGGUGCCAAAUUCAGCUGCGCAAUGAGGCGGAGGAAUGGCCUCGCGGUGUGCUGGGGAGGAGAGACCGGCCGCUUCGAGUAUGAUUACAAUGUGGUGGAAGGAUUGUCGUUUGAGGCAAUAUUCGCAGGAUUGGACUUCGUGUGUGGGUUGGUCACCGGGAAUCUAACAGUAACCUGCUGGGGCCCAGGCUGGUACAACCGGCUCGGUCUGCUAAACAAUCUUCCCCUGGGGAUGAUAAUCCCGGGGCCCUGCUUGCACGAUCCAUGUAGUAGAUGUGGCCCCUUUCCGAAUUCAAAUGCAUUAUGCGGUGGUUCCGGGAACAUUUGCCGGUCUUGUCAGGUUGGACUCCCAUUUGCUGUGCCGCUCCCACCGGCAUUUCCAUCACCGUCAAUUCCGUCAUCGCCAUCAAAUGACUCGGAGACUGUCUCUUCAAAGAGAACCUUAAGCCGGCUCUCCAUUGGAUUCGUGAUCGUAGGUUCUGUUGGAGUCUUAGCGGGCACCUGCACUAUUGUCUAUUGCUUCUGGUGCGGAGUUUGUGGGCUUUGUAGGAAGAAAAGUGACUGCUCCGAGCAAAACCCAAACCCGGAGGCUCAUCUCGAAUCUAGGGUCCAUACCGGUUCCAAUAUCGGGAUCUUGAGAUUGGUUUCUGAGAGGAGCUACUGGAGCGGAUCGUCUUCUUUGAAACAUGUUGAGAGGACAGAGAAUUUCCCGCUAGAGGAGCUUGCAAUUGCCACGAACCGCUUCUCGCACGAAAACAUGGUCGGAAGGGGCAGCUUCGGGAUUGUGUACAAGGGGAAGCUUCCGGACGGUCGGGAAGUGGCCAUAAAGAGGGGGGAAACUGGCGCGAGGAUGAAGAAAUUCCAGGAGAAAGAAACUGCUUUCGGUUCAGAACUGGCAUUGCUAACACGGCUCCAUCACAAGCAUUUGGUCGGCUUGGUCGGAUAUUGCCAAGAAGACGAUGAGAGGCUGUUGGUCUACGAGUACAUGAGGAAUGGAGCUCUCCAUGAUCACUUGCACGGCAAGGACAAUGUUGAGAGGAGUAGUAGCGUUAUGAAUUCUUGGAAGAUGAGGGUCAGAGUUGCCUUAGAUGCGGCGAGGGGAAUCGAAUACCUCCACAGCUAUGCGGUCCCACCGAUAAUUCAUCGGGACAUCAAGUCCUCGAACAUUCUCCUAGACACGAACUGGACCGCCAGGGUUUCCGACUUUGGACUGUCCCUGAUGGGUCCAGAGGCCGGUCAAGAGUACACAUCAAGUAGAGCAGUGGGCACGGUUGGGUACAUAGAUCCGGAGUACUACGUGAUGAACGUCCUGACCACAAAGAGCGACGUCUACGGGCUAGGAGUGGUGCUGCUAGAACUACUGACAGGAAGGAGAGCGGUUUUUAAGGAGGAAGACGGGAUGGCCCCGAUAGGGGUGGUGGAGUACGCAGUUCCGGCAGUACUGGCUGGGGAGCUGAGGACGGUGUUGGACCGAAGGGUCGGGCAGCUGCCCCCACGGGGGACGGAAGAGGCCAGGGCGGUGGAGCUCGUGGUCAAUGUUGCCGUGAGGUGCGUGAAUUUGGAGGGCAAGGAUAGGCCUACCGUGGGUGAGGUUGUGGCUGAGCUGGAGAGGGCGCUCGCUUUCAUUUGGGAGGAUAACAGUCAUGGAAGCUUAUCAAAUUCAACCUAUUCCAUUUCUUCCGAAUGAUUACUUUUUUUUCCCCCCCCCCCCCCCCCAAUUUUGGUUAUUUAUUCACAUUUACGAAACGGAAAUUCAUAAAAUUCUUUCAAUUUAUUUUCGCAACUCUGACUAUGUUUAGUCGAUUCACGUAGAAUUCACGAAAAAGCCUCCCUAGACACUCAUUACUACAAUAUAUCGUUCCAUCGUCAUGUUGUAGCUAAUGGUCCAACUGAAAAAGACCGAGGCAAUUGAUUCUGGACGGGGAUUCAAAGAUUAUGGGCAGGACGGGGAAAUCAAUGAGAUAAUUAAGAGCAGCAAAAAAUAUAAUAGUAC
This is a messenger RNA of Punica granatum (pomegranate), 2835 nucleotides long. The record is from RefSeq and is a predicted model, not a curated record. NCBI's taxonomy places the organism in Eukaryota, Viridiplantae, Streptophyta, Magnoliopsida, Myrtales, Lythraceae.